Messenger RNA from Glossina fuscipes, 2978 nucleotides. RefSeq lists its product as uncharacterized. Gene Ontology annotation, molecular function: zinc ion binding. Bases 44 to 751 code for a protein of 235 amino acids. Gene Ontology annotation, cellular component: nucleus. The record is from RefSeq and is a predicted model, not a curated record. NCBI's taxonomy places the organism in Eukaryota, Metazoa, Arthropoda, Insecta, Diptera, Glossinidae. The transcript has 7 exons.
UACUCUUUUAAUUAAUUUCAAACUAUAAAAUUGAGAAGAUGAAAUGGAAUCGUCUAUGCAACCCAAGGAAAUUGAUCAUAUAUGCCGCACAUGUGGUUUCGUACGAGCGAAACCUGGCCGCUAUUCCUUACAUGACUUUAUACCUUUGAAUACGGGCCCGCCAAAAACUUACGGGGAAUUUCUAACUUGCUAUGGGGAAAAUAUUAUGCCUCAACGAUUGUGUAUCAAGUGUGCAAAUUUAUUAAAAAAUGUUUACAUCUUCAUUUUGGAAGCGAGAAAAUUACAUGAAAAAUAUUCAAGUCAACAAUGGUAUUUAGAAAAUGUUCUGAAGAAUCAAGAUUGUUUACAAGAAAUACCAAUCGAUUUCCCAAAAGGAUCACAAAUAAUAGUAGACAUGAAGACAGAGCCGCAGCCCUCUACAAAUCUGCUAAAUUCUGAAUACGGAGAAACCGGAGUAAAAGUUGAAGAGUCGAAUGCAAAGGUCAAAAAAGGAGAGGAAACUAAAAACACUGAUGAACACUCACUAAGCGACGUGAUUGUAAAAGUUGAACAUAACGGGGAGGCGAAAAGCUCCCGAGUUGUAGGUGAUAAUAUCAAGAAAAAUAUUGUGAAUAAUUCUCAACAAAGUGAUGAUAAUCAAGAAUGCCACUUAGCAAUUGCUGAUGGGGAAGAUACUAAAGAUACUAAAGAAAUUAACGGUAACAAGGGAUCGAUCCAGCGACACUUAGCUAAUAGUUUUAUACAACUUUAAUAGGCGUGCCAUUCGAUUUUACCCUAUUUUGAAAAUUUUUCUGUCACAAUAUUAUAUACGAGUAGCGAGUGACACUUGGCUGGAUACUAAUGCGUGGACUCCAUUAACUCUUAACUUUUAACUUUUAGUGCUACCGGAUCACCAUCCCCCUCUUACCGAAACCUAUAGCUUCUUUCAUUGUCUUUUGAUAACAACGUUUUGCUGGACUCACCCACAAGUUCAGGUAAAACUAUAGUGGCGGAAAUACCCAUACAAUAAUAACAAAAGAGCUAAGGUUGUUUAUAUUGCGCCUUUGAAAGCUUUGGUUAAGGAAAGAAUUAGCGAUUGGAUUCUCAACUGAUAGAUACCACACCAAAAAAAUGGGAUGGUAUCAGCCGGUCUUGCUAGACAAGAGAAUAUGUACAGGACGUUGUACUAAUUGUUAUAGACGAAAUACAUUUUGUAAUUGUAUCAUGUACGAAUUUCAUUACGUCAACAUAGGAUGCAAUAUACGUUGGUUUAUCUACUGCUUUUGCCAACGCUCAAGAUCUCGGAAAUUGGCUGGAUAUUAAGGAAAUGGGGUUAUAUAAUUUUAAACCUUCCGUAAGACCGGUUGCUUUGCAAGUGCAUAUAAAUGGAUUUUCCGGCAAACAUUACUGACCACGGAUGGCCACUAUGAAUCGGCCGACAUUCCAAACAAUACGCUCUUAUUCGCCAACGGGACCCACCAUAGUUUUUCUUUCAUCCCGCCGUCAAACUCGAUUAACCGCUUUCGAUUUGAUUACUUAGAGGCAAAUGAGAUAACGAUAGAAAAAAUGAGUUGCUCUAAUAUAUUUCUUCUUUACUCCUUUGCCAGAUACUGGAUUAUUUAAGCUUACGCUUGCGGUAUUCUGCCGUUGCCGUCUGUGCUCUCGGUGAUGUAAAAUACCUUAACAAGCUCAAACGAUACAUUAUCAGUAACCACGAAGAAUCAGAUAAUAAUGAAUUAUAUGAAUACGUACAAUUUGUUAAACGCAGUGUGGAAGCCAAAAGAUGCGAAUCAAAUCUUUUGCGCUUACAUGAUUUACUAAACGCUGCUGCUGAAUUAUUGGCUUCUUCGUUGUUUUAUCUUGUAUAACCUUUGAUAAAUUUUUAGCUGCCAAUCGAACGGAUAAUAGUUGAUAUCAUAUAUACAUCAGACAAACAGCCGGAGUUUUAACUUUUCCUGAAGCUUUCCUGAGCUUAACUUCGAGAAAGCAUUUAAUCUAUCUGAUAUAAGGCAUACAAUUGAUUCGAUACGCUUAAUGCUUAGUCCAUUAACGCCCAUUUUCUGAUUGAAAUUGGUUAAAAAUAUUGUUUUUCUACUCGUUAAUACAAAGACAAAAACUUUCAUACUUGAUAACUGAUCCUGCAACACUUGCACACAAAUUGAAAGUAGUGAUCAGGAGCAAAUGCUGUACAGCACCGAAAUUUGGUUCUUUUACCUAAAUACUUGCAAUAUGCUGAAAGAAACUUCGGAGAACCUAUAAAAUGUGCACGUAUUAUUGAUCAGCACCAGAUUUCGAAUCCAUCUUGCCAUAUUUAUCUGUGGUAUUUUGGGACUAUAUACCAUAAGAAAUCAGUUAUGAGACGUAUCAUGCUCCUUCGUAGUUCCAGUGACAAAAGAAUGUGGGUGUUCUGCCCAUUUUACGAAGCAGGGGGAAAUUGUUCGCGACAAAUUUUUGCUCUCGGCAUGCUUUUUUUUUUGCCUUGGCAAUCUGACACGCUACUACUUGGCAAUAGAACUACUUCAGCUAAAAGCAUAGCAGCUUUUCCUCCUUUGGUCAUUUUCAAAAUACGAAAUGAACCGACGACCAUGUCAUCGAAAUAUUUGAAGAUUUCUAUGAUCAUAGUAUCCUAAUAAAACAGUUGGAAACUUUGUCGAACCUAUAAUUGAUAUUGUUUUUCUUUUUUUCUCUUUUCUUAGAUGAUUGGAAAACGCCGGCAUUGCCUCGUGAUUUAAAUUCGUUUAUGGCAGAUAUGCCACUAAAACCUGAAGUAGAAGCCACUUUAAUUGGUGACGUGGCCGUUGUAUUUAAAGAAUCGCAUGAAUUAAUGGUGGGAGUUAAGAAAUCUGAUAAAGGAUAAAAUACGCAUGAUCUCCAAGUAAAAACAAGAAUCCGUGAUUGCAUUUUAACUGUAAUAAAAUGUAAUUUUUAUAAAGUUGAAAUACAAAGGUGGCGCGGGAUAGCAAUACAAUCAUUCUGCUGCCCCUCAAUUCUCGUUAAGG